Messenger RNA from Peniophora sp. CBMAI 1063, 480 nucleotides. NCBI's taxonomy places the organism in Eukaryota, Fungi, Basidiomycota, Agaricomycetes, Russulales, Peniophoraceae. The record is from the annotation of a GenBank genome assembly.
AUGCCGAACUGCCAAAGCUACGGCUGUAAAUCGAGCAGGCGCUCGAUGUCCGAGGGCAUCUAUAUGACAAUCUGCUCCUUACCCGACCCUAUUCUGCUCCGGCGAUUCGCCCAUACAGUUUCAAGAAACGUGUGUGGCAUAUAUGCGCGAUGCGGCGAAUCCAACCCCUCCUCGUCACCCCUACCCGGCCCCUCCUCCUUGAACGCGACAUGCUGUAUCAGGACGGAGGAGAAUAACGAGAACGUCUCCUCGGCGACUUCUACGAGCCUCGCGUCUUCCUCCCUCUCAAAGCUCGCCAAGUUCAAUGAAUCCUACAAUUGUGGGAUGCGAUCAGCUUCACGGAAUACCACGCGGAAUAUAACAAGCGCGCGCGCCCGGUGGCGCGAGAACGACAUCGCGAACGCACCUCGAUACUCUCUCAUCUUCUCGUACACACCACUUGUACCAUAUAUGUACUAUGCCGGAACUAGCUGUACAUAG